CGUCGCGUAAUCAGUCCAAUCUCCGAGAGGGAAAGCAUAUUGCAGUAAAGGUCUAUUCUAAGAUCGGUCUCUCUUCAUUUGUGCUUUUCCACUUUGCAGUAACCAGAGUCAACAACUUGUUUUCAAUACCCCUUUUGCGUACCUACUCCCGUUACAGCAAUGGCGGAAGCAACACCACCCUUGAAGAGAAAGGUCAUUGACCUAACCAAUGAUUCUGAUUCACCCUCAACCAGCCCAAUUCCAAAUUCGAACUUGCCUGAAGAGUUAGACCCGAAAUUCAGAAGUGCAGUCGCAAAAGCAAGUCUCUUCAAGCUUCGGACCGCUAUAUUGGAGCUGUGCAAACAAAUGCCAGAAGCAGUCAAGAUACUUGAGCCAAUCCUUAUCUCUGAAACGCCACCGCCUCAACGAGAGAUCCGACAUGCACCAGUUCGAUCUUCGAGACUUCGGCAGCUUGCGUCCAAAGGUGCACGGAAAAGUGCGCCCUCAUCAGGGCCUCCCGUGUAUGACAGCGAUGAUGAGAGCGAGGAGGAGAAUGAGAGGAAGAAGCAGAGGACAGUCAGAGAAUGCGAAUAUGGCGGUGGCGAUGCGGAUACUGGAGACGAUGGAUGUUGCAAGUUUGGUCGCAUGGAUAACUAUAAAAUAGAAGCGGUUGAAGAGGAGUACUUUCGGACUAGACUUUGAAUUUAGAGGCAGAUUCGAGUUCAUAGUGCUCUGAACAAAUAUUAGGGAAGCUGAAUACAGAAUCCGGGUUUCAAUAGCAAAGCGAAC
This is a messenger RNA of Mollisia scopiformis, 768 nucleotides long. RefSeq lists its product as uncharacterized. The record is from RefSeq and is a predicted model, not a curated record. The transcript is spliced from 2 exons. Bases 160 to 681 code for a protein of 173 amino acids. NCBI's taxonomy places the organism in Eukaryota, Fungi, Ascomycota, Leotiomycetes, Helotiales, Mollisiaceae.